Molecule: messenger RNA, 2287 nt
Organism: Solanum verrucosum
Lineage: Eukaryota; Viridiplantae; Streptophyta; Magnoliopsida; Solanales; Solanaceae
Product: cellulose synthase-like protein G3
Biological process (GO): cellulose biosynthetic process; plant-type primary cell wall biogenesis
Cellular component (GO): plasma membrane; trans-Golgi network
Molecular function (GO): mannan synthase activity; cellulose synthase (UDP-forming) activity
Source: RefSeq, a predicted model, not a curated record
ACUAAUAACACACUUCAAGCAAAAAUGGAAACCACCACCACCUCCGCCGCCGUCACCACCACCGUUAACACCGGCGGUCUUCACUCCGUCGAGGUGAAUCCACGACACCACAUCCUCAACCGCGCAUUUGCACUUAUUUACCUUUUUGCCAUCCUCGUUAUUUUUUAUAACCAUAUACUAAAACUCCUAAAUUCUACAAAUUCCUUUGUAACUUUCUCCAUAUCAUUUUCCAUUUUAAUUUCAGAUUUAAUCUUAGCCUUCAUGUGGACAACUAUUCAAUCUUUUCGUAUGCGUCCACUAACACGUCAACAAUAUCCCGAAAAAAUAACAAAAAACUUUAGUAACGAAAUUAAUAAUUUUCCAGCAUUCGAUAUAUUUAUUUGUACGGCAGAUCCCUAUAAGGAGCCACCGUUAAACGUCGUUAACACGGCGUUAUCAGUUAUGGCCUAUGAUUAUAAUCCGAUCGAAAAAAUAUCGAUUUAUGUAUCGGACGAUGGAGGAUCGGAGCUUACGUUAUUUGCUUUUAUGGAAGCUGCAAAAUUUGCUGUAUAUUGGUUGCCUUUUUGUAGGGAAAAUAAAAUAAUUCAAAGGUCUCCAGACGCAUAUUUCAACUCUAAUUACACAGAAAAUUCUGAGACAAAGAAAAUCAAGUUGAUGUAUGAAAACAUGAAGAAAAGAAUAGAAGAAGUGAUUGAAAGGGGAAAAGUGGAUGAAGAUUAUAUUAACAAUGAGGAAGAACUUCAAGCUUUUACCAAAUUUUGGACGCCUGAAUUUACUCGUCAUAAUCAUCCUUCUAUUAUUCAGGUUUUGUUAGAAAGUGGCAAAGAUGAAGACAUGACAAGUCAUGGGAUGCCAAAUCUUAUUUAUCUUUCAAGAGAAAAAAACAAGAGUUCCCCUCAUCAUUUUAAAGCAGGUGCCCUCAAUGCAUUGCUUCGAGUAUCGGGAAUAAUGACAAAUGCACCAAUAGUAUUGACACUUGACUGUGAUAUGUACUCUAAUGAUCCAUCAACACCUCAACGGGCUUUAUGUUACUUCUUGGACCCAACAUUACGGCCCAAUUUAGCCUACGUUCAGUUUCCUCAAACUUUUCAUGGGCUUAACGAAGCAGAUAUUUAUGCAAGUGAGAUAAAAGGCCUGUUUUUUACUAAUCCAAUAGGCAUGGAUGGGCUUAAUGGGCCUAAUUAUGUUGGAACUGGAUGUUUUUUUCGUCGUCGAGCUUUUUUCGGAACUCCAUCUACAUUCGAGCAGCCCGAAAUUCCAGAACUGUUUCCGGAUCAUGUUGUGAAUAAGCCCAUUCAGGCCCAAGAAAUUUUGCGGCGAGCCCAUUAUGUAGCGAGUUGCAACUAUGAGAGUGGAAGUAACUGGGGUUCCAAGAUGGGCUUUAGGUAUGGAUCACUUGUUGAGGAUUACUAUACUGGUUAUAGGCUUCAAUGUGAAGGUUGGAAAUCAGUAUUUUGCAAUCCUAAAAGGCCUGCAUUUUUAGGAGAUAUACCAAUUUCUCUCUAUGAUGUGGUCAGCCAAAACAAGAGAUGGUCUGUGGGCCUUCUUGAAGUUGCUUUCUCAAAAUAUAGCCCAUUAACUUUUGGGGUUCAGUCCAUGGGCCUUGUUAUGGCCCAUUGUUAUUCUCACUAUGCAUUUUGGCCCAUUUGGUCAAUACCACUUACUCUAUAUGCUUUCAUCCCUCAACUUACUCUUCUCAAUGGGGUUACCAUCUUUCCAAAGGUUUCAGACCCUUGGUUUUAUUUGUAUGUUUUUAUGUUCCUCGGAGCUUAUGGACAAGAUUGCUUGGUUUUUAUGUCUAAUGAAGGGACAUUUAAAAGGUGGUGGAGUGACCAAAGAAUGUGGAUGAUAAGGGGAUUAACAUCUUUCCUAUUUGGAACAAUUGAGUAUUUAACUAAACACUUGGGCAUAUCGACACAAGGGUUCAAUUUAACAAGCAAAGUAGUCGAUAAUGACCAAGGUAAAAGGUACCAUCAAGGAAUUUUCGAGUUUGGGGUUGUUUCACCUAUGUUUGUGAUACUAGCAACAACAUCAAUCAUCAAUUUAGUAGCAUUUCUCAAAUCAUUAGCACAAAUAUUCAAUGGUGAUCGAAAUUUGGAUGGAAUAUUUAUCCAAAUGUUUAUUGCUGGUUUUGUUGUUAUUAAUUGUUUGCCAAUUUAUGAAGCUAUGGUUUUGAGAAGUGAUAAAGGAAGAAUGCCUACAAGGGUCACUAUUUUCUCAACAUUUCUUGCUUGUACUCUCUAUAUGGCAUUUGCUUUUCUUCUAGGAAAUAUGUAAUAGCAAAGUU